UCAUAGAACAGAGAGAGAGUGCUUUGGAAUGGCUUGCACUGACGCCUCGCCGAACUCUUUAAGGCUCUAUAAGUAGUGCUACGGCGUUAAUGCCUACUUUCAAGAUUAAAUCUCCAUCUCCAUUCCCAUUGCAACAUUCUGCAGAUGUCCUGUGCCAGUUUCCAGACCAACGAAUACUUCUCUCACAAAAUUGACGAGUGUCGUGUUAUGUUCGAGAUCGAAUCAAGGGCGUUCCGUUGCCGAACCUCCGCCCUACUGUUUCCCCCACUUUAUUGCAUAAAGGAUCACCUCCACUUUAUAUCACGGAUGGGUAUGGGCAUGACGCACAGUGGUCCCGCUGUUCAGCCAGUAUCGCAACCAGCACAGACUUUCAACAGUCACAUUUGAGAAGGACAAGGAUGCUAGGGCUGCAGUCGAUCUUCUUGGCCUGUCUACGAUACCUAUCGUUGGUCGCGAACAAUGCGGGGGUAUCCGAGCAUCAUGAUGACCCAGUGGUCCACCUUCCAUAUGGAUCGUAUCAGGGCUAUUACAACGCUUCGAACGAUAUUGAAGUUUGGCGAUCAGUGAGAUAUGCAGCUCCGCCUCUUGGUGCGAAUCGCUGGAAACCACCUCAGAGGCCUGAGAAUGAGACUGGGGCAGGGGUGAUCGAUGCGAGGGACUGGCCGAAACAGUGUCCUCAAGCCACGGCAGGAGACUACGAGCGUCAGAUCGGGUCUUACAAUCCCUUGCAGGCGAUUGACGAUGAGGAUUGCCUCUUCUUGUCGGUGUACAAACCGAGAGAUGCGGAAAAUCUACCAGUCUACGUAUGGUUCCACGGCGGAGGCUGGGCCUUCAACUCUGCCAGGGAGUUUGAUGGCCAGCCCAUGGUUGCUCUGUCCAAUAACUCCAUCAUCCACAUUACGGUCCAAUAUCGACUGGGGAUAUUUGGAUUCCUCCAGUCUUCUCAAAUGGGAGACGGCCUCAAUGCAGGGCUGAAAGAUGCCCUGGGCUCCCUACAAUGGGUUCAAGAGUACAUCCACUUGUUCGGUGGAGACCCCCAUCGCGUGACGAUAGGCGGUGAAUCCGCAGGUGCAGGAUUCGUUUAUACCAUGUUGGCCGGCGAAGCGGGUCGAGAACGAAAGUUGUUCCACGCGGCGUUUGCUUCUUCUGGUGGUGGAAAUGGUGCGGAAUGUACCUCAGGGCUACACAAGGAGAACUGGGAGACAGUCUCGAUGGCAGCGGGGUGCAGUGAUGACCUCGCUUGUUUGAGAAAUGUAUCGACGACGACGCUGAGGGUGUUGAAUGGAUUGUAUGGUGCCAGAGGCAUGUGUGUAGAAGGACCAGAUGGCUAUGUGAAGCAGCCGGUGACGCCUCAAUUGGUAGCGGGAAACGUUGCUCCGGUCCCCGUGAUGGCCGGGAACACAUUCAGAGACACGUAUGCGGGCACACCGCCAUUCCUUCAACCAUCGAGAGAUUCCUCUACGUUUGAAACCGACGCCGAUGCCCUGUUUCUCGGUCAUAUCAUCCAGCGGUAUCCAAUCGAUCCGAAAGAUGAUCAGACAUUGAAGACGCUGUUAGAGCUGUACAAGCUGGAAGAUUUCGAAAAAGACAAUGUGUGGAGAAUCUCGCAGUGUAUGCAGGAUAACUGGGUGGCAUGCUCGGCGACGUAUGCGGCCGACGCUGCAGCGGCGAACAACGUCGGUGGAUAUAAAUUCCUAUACGCAGUCCCUCCUGGUGUACACGCGCAAGACAACGCCCAAGAGUACCCGUAUUUCUACUACAGGAAGGAAGGAUCGCCCGACUCUGCAUCCCUCUUCGCUUCAUUCACUGGAUCCCUCAUCAGCCUGAUCAAGACUGGCGAUCCGACGAGUCUGGCAGAUAUCCGUCCCAGCGAUGAUCCCGCGUGGCCUGCCUGGGCGGAUCGACACCAGUUCAAAGUGUUCAACGUGACGAGUGCCAAUAUCAGUGAUGCUUAUAUCGCUGGACCGGGACAUCGAUGGGAGCAUAGGGUGGGGACGAAAGAGAGGUGUGAGUUCUGGGCAAAGUUACGCUCCCGGGACCAGUGGUGAGGAGGGACUGUGCGUCUUGUACAUGUCGACUCUGCAUACAUGUACUGUACAAUCAUCAAGAGCAAGCACUAUAUGCGCAAAG
Kockovaella imperatae is the source of this 2130-nucleotide messenger RNA. Its product is annotated as Alpha/Beta hydrolase protein. The record is from RefSeq and is a predicted model, not a curated record. NCBI's taxonomy places the organism in Eukaryota, Fungi, Basidiomycota, Tremellomycetes, Tremellales, Cuniculitremaceae. The transcript has 8 exons. Bases 399 to 2048 code for a protein of 549 amino acids.